AUGCCUCUAAAUUCUUUAAAUAUUGAAUUUCAUUUGCAGACUGAAUAUUAUGCUUUGAUCACUAAGCUGGAUAAUUUCGUUGUGAAACUCCUGAACCACAUUUACACUCAAGCAGAAUUGGAAUUGAUCAUUAAUAAAGUGGGUAAAAGCAACGAAGAGAAAUACGAAAAUUUGGGACGAUUGAAAUUGGCGAUCAGAUACCAAAAGAAACAGUUUGUUGUCCAUCCUGCCAUCCAACAGAGACUCGUUUAUACCUGGUACGCUGGCAAACCUCUUCUAGAACAUUCUGGAUUGUUCCAGAAACUCUGCGGAAUGUUAUUGGUUCUCAUUUUUUAUCCAGUCCUGCUUGUGGCACAUCUAGUAAGACCAAAAUCCCAGAUGGGAAAGAUCCUCGUGUAUCCAUGCAUAAAGUUCAUGUGUCAUAUCCUCUCGUUCAUUGUUUUUCUCUCCUUGAUUGCGAUUUCGUCACUGAACCAAGAGAAAUACUUGGGCCAAAGAUUUUCAGAAGUCCUACCGGAUAUCUAUGACCAAUAUGUCACGUUCAGGAACGCCUCGAAGAUGGAUUUCUUUGGUCAAGAUUUCCCCCUGCGGAAAUCGUCAAUCAAUGAAGUAGAGAAGGACAAAUCGACUAAAUAUUUACGACAAAAUCUAAAUUCCAGUGCACAUUUUGAUGAAUUUUUGUACCAAAUCUACUGGCUGAAUGCGGAUCGCUACUAUUGGGAUAUGUAUGACCCGGAUAAUAUUUCGGAUGCAACUCAUGCUUUGGCCAAUAUUCUGACAUUUGCCAGAAUCUCUUACGUAUUGCCGGCGAGCUCAACUUUAGGACCAUUGCAAAUUUCACUUGGCAGAAUGAUCAAGGUAAAUGACAAAUUGUUUCCUAGUCUCUAA
This is a messenger RNA of Acanthosepion pharaonis, 888 nucleotides long. NCBI's taxonomy places the organism in Eukaryota, Metazoa, Mollusca, Cephalopoda, Sepiida, Sepiidae. The record is from the annotation of a GenBank genome assembly.